This is a messenger RNA of Leptopilina heterotoma, 3257 nucleotides long. It is a transcript of the gene Pu, whose product is annotated as GTP cyclohydrolase 1. Gene Ontology annotation, cellular component: cytoplasm. The transcript is spliced from 6 exons. Gene Ontology annotation, biological process: tetrahydrofolate biosynthetic process; tetrahydrobiopterin biosynthetic process. The record is from RefSeq and is a predicted model, not a curated record. The coding region runs from base 328 to 1125 and encodes 265 amino acids. Gene Ontology annotation, molecular function: GTP cyclohydrolase I activity; zinc ion binding; GTP binding. Lineage: Eukaryota; Metazoa; Arthropoda; Insecta; Hymenoptera; Figitidae.
GAGUUUGCCCUCAAGAAAUAAAAGUGAAAAAAGGGGAAGAAAAUAAAAAAUUGCUUUUUGGGCAGCAGAGAAUAGAAUUGUAUCACGAAAUAAAACUAAUAUGCGCUGAGAUGAAACUAAACCAGACCGCACGGCAGAACUUUGAUUCAGGUUUGAAAUGAAUCAGUCGUGAUCACUGAUCAGUCGCACCGCGCCACUCAAGCGAGCGACGUCGUGUUACUCUGUUCUCUGAUAUUUAACUGCAAUUUUCGUAAUAGUUUACUCUCAUCCAACAUUUUUACUUUACUUCACGUGAAAAUUAUAUGUUUUGUGAAUUGAAAGGUAAAUAUGAAUGGUACUACUGGACAGUGCACCAAAGUUAAGUCUGACAAGAUUUACAAUAAAGAUGACUCAGUUAAAAAACCCGGACCACUGAGAAAUGUUUCCUGGAGUGAAAACGUGGAAGCCUCUGAAUUGGAUAUUCCUGGAACACCUAGGACACCAAGAACCUCCACUACUCCAGGACAUGAAAAAUGCACAUUUCAUCAUGACCUGGAGUUGGACCAUCGGCCACCAACGAGAGAAGCAUUACUUCCAGAAAUGUCACGAAGUUAUAAACUACUUUUAAAUUCUCUUGGAGAAAACCCGGAUCGGCCAGGACUCUUAAAGACACCCGAAAGGGCAGCUAAGGCUAUGUUAUUUUUUACAAAAGGAUACGACCAAAGCCUUGAAGAUGUUAUCAACGAUGCAAUAUUUGAUGAAGAUCAUGAUGAAAUGGUCGUCGUUAAGGAUAUAGAAAUGUUUUCAAUGUGUGAACAUCAUUUGGUACCUUUCUAUGGAAAAGUGUCAAUUGGAUAUUUACCGCAGAAGAAAGUUCUGGGUCUCAGUAAAUUGGCAAGGAUUGUCGAGGUGUUCAGUCGCCGUUUACAAGUGCAAGAGCGUCUUACUAAGCAAAUAGCAGCUGCUGUUUCCAACGCAGUUCAUCCAUCAGGAGUAGCUGUUGUCGUAGAAGGAGUACACAUGUGCAUGGUCAUGAGAGGGGUUCAAAAAAUCAACAGCAAAACUGUGACUUCAACUAUGAUGGGAGUUUUUCGAGACGAUCCAAAAACUCGAGAGGAAUUUCUCAACCUAGUCCAUUCAAAGUGAAAUUUAAAUAAUAGUAAUAUAUGUCGAAUGGAAUCGAAAUAUUUUUCUAGUACAAGCAGUGGGAUCAAAUAAGGUUUUCAACACCACAAAUUUAUUAUUAACUCAAAUAUUGAGCGCAACAGUGGCGUAUACUUACAACUAUUGCUUUCUUAAUUCAUUUCCAGAUAAAACAUUGUAGAAAAAAGUUCCAAGUUCUUAAAAUGACUAUUGUAGAAAGAAUAGUUUAAAUGUAAAUUUUCAAUUAAAAUAUCUUAGAGCACCAUUAUUGCACACAAUAUUUCAGUUACGAGAAAGUACUAAAUAUUUAUUUUAAGUCUAAAUAUUUUCAUAUUUUUAAAAUAUCGCACAUAUGAAAAGAAUGACGAGUUCGGAAUUUUGGAAAAAGUAGGGUUCCUAUCUUUAGAGUCAAGAUAAGGAAGAUUAAAAUUUUAUUUUACCCUACAACUUACUUAACCAAUUGUUCUCGGCAUGCGUUUCCACCGUACUUAUUGAGGAACUUAUUAUUAACUUAUUGGACUUAUUGUAAAACCAUCUUUACAUUAUGUUAGUACAAGCUCGGUGAAAACACAUGCGUAAUAUUAGGACCAAGCACAUGAAAAUCUUCCAUACUUUCUUAUUCAGUUUGAAUUUCUAUUUAGGCGAAUCUGAUGAAAUAGAAUUUAUUUUUAUAUUAGUUAAAAUUAGUUAACUUUAACUUAAAUUCAAUUUAGAAAAAUUUUUAUAAAUAAGUUUUUUUAUUAAAUAGAUAUCAUGUCAACAGCUAUGUUGUUAAGUGAUGUUCUCCAGAGUGUAAACUUAAUUAAUUUUUCAAUUAAAGAUUAAGUUCUAUCUGUUUUAUUGCAUAUAGAAAUUCGUAACGAAAUAAAUAUUCUUGAAUAAUUAAGAACAUAAACAUUCGGUCCCAUAUAAAUUUUAGUUUAUACGAUUUGCUUAAAUAGAAAUUACAUCUUGUGUUUCGAAAUAUUCAUGCAUCUCAUCAAAACCUUAUACAAUUGAAGUUUUCUUUUACUUGUGAAGGCAAAGUACUUGUCCACUAUAAGGGACAAAAACACAUAUACCAAUUAAUUUGUUCAUACAUGAACGAACACUUCUUAUUUAGUACCUUAGUUACUAUUCAUUUUUUUAAAUUGACUUUUACAAAAAAUUAAAGAACAAUUUCAACUUUUACUAUAAUGUAACAGUCAGGCAAUUUUGGUAAAACACAAAUUUAUAAUAUUAUAAAAAAGCUAAGUACGAUUAAAAUUAAUAAAGAGUGAAUGUUCACAAUAUGUGACGCUCCACGGCCUGAGCGUCACAUUUAAUAUCAGUGAAUGGCGGUUUAUUUACAAGAAUGUCACGAAUAUUAUUUAAUUACCUAUUUCACCCCUUUACAAUCCAUGACACGUUUUUGGGCAAAAAAUAUCUUUAAAAAAUACUAAAAUAAAUUCGAUUUGGGUUUACCUAUUAAUGUCCCUAAACUGAUUUUUUCAAAGACUGUAAAGGGGUUAAAAUCGUUGCGUGAGAAAAGUGAAGCUGCUGAAUACAAGACAUUUGAGACAAUAAUUUUUAAGUCAUUUACAAGUUUCAAGUUGAAAUAUGAAUCUAUUUUAUAUUUUCAUAUCAUGCACUGAAAGAAAUUCCUAGGCGAUUUGACUAUGCUCCUAGUUACGAGAGUCAUCCACUAAGAAUAUUGGUUACUUUAACUAGGAAUCCUAAAGCACCUACAGCACUAAAUUUGUCAAUAUAAUCAAGAUUCCUAGUUAAAGUAACCUUAAUGCUAUAAUGGAUGCUCAAAUCGUUUAGGCAUUUUUUUCAGUGUGGGAAUUACAUAAAACUUUCUAAAAAUUACUUCGACUACUGGUAAAUCUAAAUGUUUGUUUUAUUUAUUUAAGCUCAUUUAAAACACUUUAAAUAUUUUUAAUAGUAUUUUUAUUGAAUUUCAUUAAUUAAGACUAAGAGUAUUAAACUGAAUAUAAUAUUGAGCGUAAAUCUAAAUUCAGUUACAAAUCGUUAAAAUUUGCAACUUGUAAAUGAACAUUUUUUAAUGUUGUGGAUUAAAGAAAAUAUAUUUACAGUACCGUCCGAAAUUGUCAGUCCACCCAUUUUUAAAGGAAUGAAAAAACUUUGUUAACAUAAAAUUCAUGAAAACUAAA